This is a messenger RNA of Phyllopteryx taeniolatus (common seadragon), 3272 nucleotides long. Its product is annotated as exostosin-1. Bases 340 to 2763 code for a protein of 807 amino acids. The transcript is spliced from 14 exons. Gene Ontology annotation, cellular component: membrane. Gene Ontology annotation, molecular function: glycosyltransferase activity. The record is from RefSeq and is a predicted model, not a curated record. Lineage: Eukaryota; Metazoa; Chordata; Actinopteri; Syngnathiformes; Syngnathidae.
GUGAGCGUACGCGUUAAUUGCGACUUCAUUAGCUGCCUGCGCGCGCGCGAACAAGGGCGGAGGAAUGCACGCGCCGGCUGCAGGGUCGACAGCAGCAGCAUCCAGCUUUGCCGCGACCACAGGUGUUCCCUAGUAAACAGUGACUCCAAAUCCCAGAAUGCCAUGGAGCGACGAGGGCGGCAUCCCAGUGGGUCCACCUGACCUGAGCCUACUUGACCCCCUCGACUCCCUUUCCUCCUAAUCCCCCCCACCCCACCCCACCCCGACCCCUCCGUCCCCUUCGUCGUCCUCCUCCCGAUCCCACCCUCCGCCUCGUCCUCCCCUCCCCCCGCAGCACACAUGCAGGCCAAGAAGCGGUACCUGCUCGUGUCUGUGGGGGUCGCGCUUCUCUUCCUGGUCUACAUGUGGGCUCUGCAAAUCGCCGACUUGGAGCAGCAGCAGCAGCGGUGGUACCGCCGCCACCAGUUGCCCCAGUACCCCGACUACCACCAGGCCCAACCGUACAGCCCGAGCCAGGAAGCGGACCGGGCCGGGCCCGGGCCACCGCCUCGCAGGGGCCCGUCCAAGCAGCCCGGACACUGGACCGAGUUGACUCGGCUGCUGGAGCCCUACCUGGAGGGAGGGGAGCAGGAGGAGGACGGUCCUCAGGUGCACCACCAGCACAGCUCGCCCAGAGAGCGGCGCUCGGUCCGCGACAACCUCUACAAGAACAAACGCUGCCGCAUGGAAACCUGCUUCGACUUCGCCCGCUGUCAGUCGAACUUCGGGGUCUACGUUUACCCGUCACAGAGGGGGGACGAGAUCUCCGCCACCUACCGUAAGAUCUUGUCCUCCAUCCAGGAGUCUCGCUUCCACACGGCGGACCCCCUGCAGGCCUGCCUGUUCAUCCUGGCCGUGGACACCCUGGACAGGGACCGUCUGUCGGCCCAGUUCGUCCAGAACGCCAGGACGCGUAUCCAGAGUUUGCCCACGUGGAACGACGGUAGGAACCACCUGAUUUUUAACCUCUACUCCGGGACCUGGCCGGACUACACGGAAGAUCUGGGCUUCGAGGUGGGCCAGGCCAUGUUGGCCAAGGCCAGCGCCGACGUGGCCAACUUCCGACCCAACUUUGAUAUUUCCAUCCCCUUGUUCUCCAAAGACCACCCGCUCAAAGCAGGGGGCUUGGGUGGCACGGGGGUCACAGGCGGCGCGGCGGGCCGAGACGCGCCGUCCUCCUCGUCGUCGUCCAGGCGCUACCUGCUGGUCUUCAAAGGGAAGCGCUACUUGACGGGGAUCGGCUCCGAGACCAGGAACGCUUUGUACCACAUCCACAACGGGGACGAUAUUGUCCUGCUGACCACCUGCAAGCACGGCAAGGACUGGGAGAAGCACAAGGACUCACGCUGCGAUCACGGCAACCAAGAAUACGCAAAGAUGUUGUCCUUUGAGGGCUCGCGUGGCUCAUCUUUUAAACUGCAGAAACGAGCACACUUUUCAGCCCGAUUCGACUACCAGGAGCUGCUCCACAACUCCACCUUCUGCCUGGUGCCGCGGGGCCGACGCCUCGGCUCCUUCCGCUUCCUGGAGGCGCUGCAGGCGGCGUGCAUUCCCGUCAUUCUGAGCAACGGCUGGGAGCUUCCCUUCUCCGAGGUCAUCGACUGGAGGAAGGCGGCCGUGGUCGGCGACGAGAGGCUGCUGCUGCAGGUUCCGUCCAUGACUCGCUCGGUAGGCCGUGACAGGAUCCUAGUUCUCCGCCAGCAGAGUCAGUUUCUGUGGGACGCCUACUUCUCCUCCGUAGCCAAGAUCGUCCUCACCACUCUGGAGAUAAUCCGGGACCGUGUGGACUCUGUAGUGUCCCGAAACCGUCUGAUGUGGAACUCCCUGCCUGGUGGUCUCUAUGCACUCCCUCAGUACUCCACUGACCCCGCACGCUUCCCCUUUUAUUAUGCCAUGCUGGGUAAGAGCCCGCCGCAGCAGUUCACCGGCGUGAUCCAUACGGUGAGUCCGCUGCAGUCGCAGCCGUCUCCUGUGCUCAAGCUCAUCAUCGCCGUGGCCAAGUCCAAGUUCUGUGCGCAGAUUGUGGUUUUAUGGAACAGCGACAAGCCUUUACCUGCCAGGAACAAGUGGCCCUCCACCAGUGUGCCUCUCACCGUCAUCCAAGGACAGAGCAAGAUGAUGAGUAGUCGUUUUUACCCGCACGACGUCAUUGUCACCGACGCCAUCCUCAGUCUGGACGAAGACUCAGUUCUCUCCACCAAUGAGGUGGAUUUCGCCUUCAUCGUGUGGCAAAGUUUUCCGGAGCGUAUCGUGGGUUAUCCCGCCCGGAGUCACUAUUGGGACAGCUCGCGGUCCUGCUGGGGCUACACCUCCAAAUGGACCAACGACUACUCCAUGGUGCUGACCGGGGCCGCGUUCUACCACAGGUACUACCAUUACCUGUUCAGCAGCUACGUGCCCAGCGGCCUGCUGAGCGUGGUGGACCGCAUGGCCAACUGCGAGGACAUCCUGAUGAACUUCCUGGUUUCUACCGUCACCAGGCAGGCGCCCGUCAAGGUCACGCAGAAGAAGCAGUACAAGGAGACCAUGAUGAGCCAAGGCUCCAAGGCGUCCCGCUGGGCCGACCCGGACCACUUUGCCGAGCGUCAGACGUGCGUCAACGCCUUUGCUCGCUGGCUGGGCUUCAUGCCUCUGCUGCACUCGCAGAUGAGACUGGACCCGCUGCUCUUUCGGGACCAGGUGUCCAUGCUGCGCAAGAAGUACCGCGACAUCGAGAGGCUGUGAACGCACCGCCACCGUGAACGCCCCCUUCCCCGCCGUGGACCUUUCGACGCGUAACGGAUGCAGAAGGUACGCUCGCGCUCGCCAAAGAAUGCACGACAGGGACGUGGGCUGCAUGAACAAAACCUUUCCUCUCCGCAUCGUCCAAAAAGAGCAAAGAAAAGCGGAAUCGUAUGCACUAAAUGAUGGACAGUGUUGCUAUUGUACAUUUGCAGCUGCAAAUAAAAUCAACGUAUGCUAAAAAGGUGUCACCCGGGCUCCAAAUGUCACUUUUUGCUUCCUCGCUUCAUGUCUCCAAAUAGAAAUCACCGGCCCCUUCAUUGGGUAAAACUAUAAGAGCUGUGUCAAAUAUUCUACAAAGUGCAAUGGUAAAAUAAUGCUCAAAAAUGUAGAAUACGGCUUUGGAUGAACACUGUCGCAAGGUUUUUGGGAAAAGGUACACCUGUAAGAGCUCUGUGGAAGAUUCUGACUUUACAAGAAUUAUUAAUGGCGCUUAUAAUUGAACAUUUGUG